Lagopus muta (rock ptarmigan) is the source of this 5641-nucleotide messenger RNA. It is a transcript of the gene SGCD, whose product is annotated as sarcoglycan delta. Gene Ontology annotation, biological process: cardiac muscle tissue development; heart contraction. Gene Ontology annotation, cellular component: sarcoglycan complex; sarcolemma. The record is from RefSeq and is a predicted model, not a curated record. The coding region runs from base 431 to 1309 and encodes 292 amino acids. The transcript is spliced from 9 exons. NCBI's taxonomy places the organism in Eukaryota, Metazoa, Chordata, Aves, Galliformes, Phasianidae.
UUCAUACUAAUUCUGUUUUCAUCGUGCCCUUGCGAUCAGCACUGAUCAGGAGAUGGUGAUGUCAGAUGAUGAAGAAAUAUCUCUGAAGACUGUACUGGUAUUGGAGACUCAGGAAAUUAUAAACCCUACUGUAGGAAUUCGUCAAUUUUUGUUUUUUAACAGAACAAAAGGGAAAGAUCUAGAAACAGAGGACUGAGAAGUAAGAAAUGAAAUCCACUUCAGUUUAUAUAGUGUCUUUUCUACCUGGGAGUCUGGGCAUCUUUCACAGCUGAGGCUCUGACGUACUGGAGGACACUGCAUCUGCCUCAGUGACAAGGAGAGGCGUGAGCUGGACCCUCUGGAGAGCUGAGAAAGAAAUUGCAUUUGGUGGUCACCUGAGGAACUUACCUUCAUGCCAGCGCUGCUCUGAAAUGAGUUGAGUCCAACAUUCAUGUCUGGUAAGAUGCCUCAGGAGCAAUACGCGCACAGGAGCACCAUGCAGACCUCGGAAGGGCCCCAAGUAUACAAAGUCGGGAUUUAUGGCUGGAGGAAGAGAUGCCUCUAUUUCUUUGUGCUGCUCCUAAUGAUUUUAAUCCUGGUGAACCUUGCUAUGACCAUCUGGAUUCUGAAGGUCAUGAACUUCACAAUUGAUGGAAUGGGGAACCUGAGAAUCACAGAUAAGGGUCUGAAGCUGGAAGGAGAUUCAGAAUUCUUGAAACCUCUCUACGCCAAAGAAAUCCGGUCAAGACCAGGCAACCCACUAUACUUCCAGUCUGCCAGAAAUGUUACAGUGAACAUCCUCAAUGAGAAGACAAAAGUCCUCACUCGCCUAGUAACAGGUCCCCAAGCAGUGGAAGCACACAGCCAAAAAUUUGAGGUGAAAACCCUCUCUGGAAAAUUGCUGUUUUCUGCAGAUGACAACGAAGUGGUAGUUGGAGCAGAGAGAUUGAGAGUUUUAGGAGCAGAAGGCACAGUGUUCCCUAAAUCUAUAGAAACUCCCAAUGUCAGGGCAGACCCCUUCAAGGAACUAAGACUGGAGUCGCCCACACGCGCACUGGUGAUGGAGGCUCCAAAGGGCAUCGAGAUCAACGCUGAGGCCGGCAGCUUGAAAGCCACGUGCAGGACAGAGCUCAGGCUGGAAUCCAAAGAUGGAGAGAUAACAUUGAAUUCUGCAAAAAUCAAACUACCUAACUUGCCUCAAGGAUCUUCCUCUUCUGCAGGGUCCAGGCAAAAAAUCUACGAGCUCUGUGUGUGCCCCAAUGGGAGGUUAUUUCUGUCUCAGGCAGGCACUAGUUCCACCUGCCAGAUAAAUACAAGCGUCUGCCUUUGAGAGACAAUUUGCAGUGGGGCAUCGCAGGCAGCACAAAAGCCAAUUCUGGUCUCCUAGGUUGCAGCUGCCAACUAUUUUUACUAGAACACAGAAAGCCUAUCAAAGACUUUUUUUGUGUGCGCGCGUGUGUGUGAAUAUAUAUAUAAAAAUAUAUAUAUAUAUAAAAUUAUAUAUAUCCUCUGUGUAAAAUGAUGUUUCAGUACAAGGAAUCCCAGGGUGACCCUGUUACAUUUGUGUAGCAUUUCUCUUUCCCACACCAAAAUUUACUGGUACAAUCUACUGAAUUGGGCUUGAUGCUCCCCUGGACCCUUCUGUAAUAGUACAGUCUAAUGAUCACCCCUUGUUUUUGACCAUGUUCUAAGAGUAGUGGGAUUGCUGAGCCCGGAACCAAUGUAGACCCACCAACAUACUAAAAGAAGAGUAGCGUCUCUGAUUAUUUUUGCACCACUAUAUCAGUGGCAUGAGGAAAACAGAACAGCCAAAUGUGCUCUACUGCUUGCCUAGAGUGAUCCAAGACACUUGGGGUUAAACUGCACUCUUUAAUUUUCACCUGAAGCAUAGCUCUGUGUUGGAAGAGAUGGGUUGCACUUUGCCAAUAGAGAAGUCCUAAUCUUGCUGAAUUACUUUCUGAAGGACUCUGAUUCUUGCCUGUACCUGUAAUGAAUGCCUUGUGCUAUUCAAAUGUCACACUCAGCUCUAACCCCAACCUGAAGUCAUCUCUGUGCUAACAAAAUUAGCAUUGUAUUUGUUCUUGAUAGGGAAAAAAGUUAUGAAAAUUGGACUAGAAGAGAAAAAUCUUGAACCAGUUUAGUUAACAGGUGUCCUGGAUUACCCUACGGCAACCUCUAUUACCACCUUUAAUUUUGAAGUGAUCUAACAUACCUGAGAAGGUGUAAGAUUUGGAACUUACCCACCAGCACCUAUAGAAACAAAGAAAAUCACCUGUUGAAUUUCUGUGUUUCUAUGGGUUUAUCUGGAUUUGAUGUAUAAUAUCUAUGCUAUGUUAGAAUUUUUGUCCUCUUUCUAUUCAGGACACGCAGUCCAAGAUCACGUACAUUUUGUGGAGGUUGCAAAAGUCAGAGACGCUGACAAUGAAAUAGAUAUUUUUUUAAGACUCUAGAAAGAUUCUGACAAAUUCAGAUUACUGUGAAGUGAAGGCUUUGGAUGCUGGUUCCUCUAGAAUUCCAGCCCCAGAAUCUCUGUGGUCAGAUCUCUUCACGGGUGUGUUUUUCUUACUGAAGUCAAGGAGUUACUUGAAGGCAGGAUAAACCAUAAAUCUGAUCUGGUGACGUUACCAGUGAUUACCUUUUGAGGAAAAAAAAAACUGAAAUGAGCCCAGAUCUUUUAAUUUUGACCCAUAACUGCAUCCACAUGCAUGUAAGAAUCGUUUAAAAACCAAUGUACUAAUUAGUGCAAAAGGGUUCAAGUCACAGUAAAUCUCAUGAGGACAGCAAGGUUUCUACACCACUGAGAUGCUACUGAAAAUAUUGCCUCAUGUGCAAACAUGGCAGAUCUGUGCCCAUUCCUAGCGGUAUCUGAGCAAAGCUGGUAUUCUUCAAGCAAUUUUCAAGAUACAAUGUCACUGACGGUAAUUUGUAGAAAUAAUUUAGCCCUUUCCUUUGGAACAUAUUUCCACAUGUUUUCAUGUGGUCUGAAAAGUACCAGGUUUGAUGUUCUUAAAUGAUUGAUUCUAGCCUGAUCCCAAACUGGCUGGACUCAAUGGGAAGAUAUCCAUGGCAUUUUGAUUGGAUGUUGCUUCCCAACAAAGCAACGCUCCCAUAAAAUUUAUUUCUGAAAGAGGAUUGAGUUAUCUACAUAUAUAUCUCUGAUGCUUUCAGAUUAAUGAACAAAUUCAAAUUAUUUGUUAAUGAAUUAUUCCUGUAAUUAUUAUCUUGAGUCAAUGUUCGAAUGCAAAGGGUCACCCAGGAUAACAAUUGUAUUGGGACACAGGACUAUACCAUCUCUGUUCAAAGAGGGGAAUUGUGCCUAUGCCUUAAGUCAAUGCACUCAGCAAGGAGAAGCACAUCAUAUUUAUCUUGUUAUAAAAACUAGUUUAUUUGGGGGGAGGGACAGGAGGGUGUCUUGGGAAAUGGUUGUGCAACUUACUUAAAACAGAUAUUAAUGAAAUGUAUUAAGACUGUAGGGGCACCGAGAGUGACAACUGUUGUUUUUUUUACCACGUUAAAUAUAGCAAAAUACUGUGUAUGUUACCUCUGGGAUCACAAGUGAAGUCCCAUUCAUAGUCCUACAUUUUCUAUAGAUUUUUUUCCCUGUUUCAUUUAAUACUGGUCACAGGCAUUGUAUCAAGCAUGGCCCAAUUCAUAAACAAAUCCCAUGUUUGCAAGCACAUGAGUGGUUGUGAAGAUGCAUGCUGCAGGAGGUACAUCCUGUACAGAAAACAAGUUGGGUUAACUUUCCCUUCCCUGAAGGUACCAGUGCCAGUUGGUAGCAUGGGGCUGAGCACAAGGAGUGGCCCAGAGGGGAUACUGUGUCCAAAUCCUUUACUCUGACCCCCAGUGCCCGGUGGUCAGUCCUCAUCCCAAAUACCCUUGGGCUGCUCUGCAGCAAUUUCACUUUGAUCUGAUGGUCUUUUCCACUGCGGUCUUGGAUGAGAUGAGCACCCUCAUAACUUGGGAAGACCAUGAGAUUGCUUAAGAACAUUAAUUUUGGUAUGACUGUCUGUGGGGGAGCUGUUAGAGAACAGCCUUACACCUCUGUGCCGCUACUGUUUUCUGCAGAAAGUGAACUAUGGGUACCUUAAUUAUGCCUAGAUAAAGGAGUUCAAUAUAUUCUACAAUUUUGUCUCCAUUUUUAAAAGUAUAAAAUGAUUUUCUCUGUGCAUGGAGACUGAACCCAUGCAGAGACUUGAAAAACAUUUGACUCUCACUUCAGUUUUAAGACCACAGUUCAGAUGAUGCUGCUUGGUCUUGAGUUGGCCAUGUGAGUAAUCCUCUGCUGUUCAGUGAGUGGCAAACCAGGGCAAGCAGGAUUGCAUCUAUGAGAGUCCAGGGGAAAGAUUGCAUUUUUGUUUAAAAAGCAGCAUGCAGUCACAUCCAGCCACCUCACAGCUCAUAGUUUGUUCUCUGGGGACAGUUGUGGUGUGACUAACUCACCUGCUGGGAGAGGCAGAUGAUUAAGGUUCGGUUUUCCUCCUGCCUUGUUCAGAAACCACUCACAAUUGCUUUACCUGUAUGGGUUGGUUUUCCCUGAGUGCAAAGUAAGUCACAACAUCCCUGUACAUACACUCUACCUGCUGUUGAUAAAUGCCAAAAACAAUUAAGGGUUUGUGUAUUUCUUUAUGAAUUGGGCCUGCAGUUUAGUUCAAUUGAGCAUUUGCUAUGAGGGGAGAUGGCAUUUAUCUCAAAUCAGAGUUUAGUUUUACCUCUUAGCACUAAGGCAAGGCUGGGGUGGGUGGUGAAUUUGUUCAUGCUGAGCCCAAUGGAAGAGAUGCCAAUGUCUUCGUGGCCUGAGCUAAGGCAGGAGCCUGAUGGGUGAGAAUUCAUGGCACUAAUGCCAGAGGAAACAGUGCCAGCAGCUGUGGUAGCUGUGGAGCUGAACUGACUGCACCAUGUGGGGUCCUGCAUUGCAGCUAUGUGCAUUGCAAACAUUGAAAUGCUAAUCAAGAGACUGUGAUACUAGUGUCAAUGUCCCUUAGGCAACCAGAUAAAGAUAAAUGCUUUUAUGUGUUGUAGCUCUUAACUUUACAGGGUUUUGGGACCUUGUUAAAUUUGCUUUCAAUGCCACACUUCAGUACUGACUGUCAGUGUUUAGCUGUACACCAGUACCUUAUGCAUAUGUCAUGUAUGACCCUUCUGCUGAAAAGAGUUGGGAGGGCGGGCAUAAAGUAAAAAGAUUUUGCUAUUAGCAAAAGCAGAGAUCCUAAUACCAAUGGUACAACCACAUGUGUUCUCCACGUACCUUUGCUUUGGUUGACUUUUAAACUUUUUUGAAGGGUGUUACCUGGUAGUCAGUGAAAUGGGUGGCUGUAGAGUACAAAGAUAUGUUAAAAUGAAAGGAAGUCAUUGAAAAGGGGAGGCCAGUAACUGUGAAAAUAGGUGUGUGACCUCUGUAGGUAUACAUGUUUAGAAAAUGAAGUGAUGUGUAUUUGUUUCUCUCAGUCACAUGCUGUCAAACACCUGGAUUUUAAGAGUUUGUUGGGUUUUUUUUCCCCUCAUUUAAUCACAAGUAUCACAAUGCACAAAGAAAAAAGCUUAAGGCAUUCACCUAGCAGUCCCACCUGCAGUACAGCAAAACAAUAUCUGAAUCAAGAACCCCCCCCCUCUAGAAACUACUUGAAGGCUGAGCAGAGAUUCCUAUGGAAACCUGUGAAUA